GUGGGAUAGGGACCUAGAUGAAGAUGUUGCUUAGUCUACUUGUGCUCUUGCCGUUGGUGGCAGCCUUCCCUGUGGAAGACGCAUUCCCUAUGCCGGAGGCUGAACCGUCUCCCACUAAACACUGGGGUCUACUCGUGGCUGGCUCCAACAGUUGGGGCAACUACCGUCACCAGGCCGAUGUCUGUCACGCCUAUCAGAUCUUGCACAAGAAUGGUAUCCCAGAUGAGAGAAUUGUCGUCAUGAUGUUUGAUGAUAUCGCCAACAACGAAGCGAAUCCUACCCCAGGAGUUAUAAUCAACAGACCCAACGGAUCGGACGUGUACCACGGAGUCCCUAAGGAUUAUACUGGCAAGAAUGUGAACCCCAAGAACUUUUUGAAUGUUUUAAGCGGCAACAAGGCAGCGAUGAAUGGUAUUGGUAGUGGAAAGGUCAUUGGCAGCGGACCAAAUGAUCACGUGUUUGUUUUCUUCUCUGACCACGGUGCUAAAGGCCUAAUUGCAUUCAUGGAUGAUAUGUUGUAUGCUAAAGAUCUCAUCACAACACUAAAGAGUAUGAAUGCGGCACAGAAAUUUCAGAAGUUGGUAUUCUACCUAGAAGCCUGUGAGUCUGGUUCCAUGUUCGAGAGCCUCCCGAAGAGCAUUAACAUCUACGCAACCACCGCCUCGGGACCAGACAAGUCUUCAUACGCUUGUUACUUUGACAAGAAGAGAGAUACUUACCUGGGCGACGUGUACAGUGUGAAGUGGAUGGAGGAUUCAGACAAGGAGGACCUUACGGCAGAGACGCUACAGAAGCAGUUCAAAAUAGUAAAGAGGGAGACUAACACUAGCGUAGUCCAUCAGUUCGGAGACCUCAAAUUCGACCGAGAUACCCUGAAUAACUUCCAGGGGAAUGGAGGUCCGUCUGUGCCCGGGAAACCUCUUCCCAACGUGCCGUUGGACGCCAUCGACAACCGUGAUGUUCCCCUUGAUCUUUUGUUUCGACGCUUUGAGAAAGAAACUGAUCCAGUUCAGAAGAAGUGGCUUAUGGAACAAGUUGCAGAGCUCGCCCAAAUGCAGCAAGGUGUGCAUAGCCUUAUGUACGGCGUAACAAGGAGCCUGGUUGGAGAAAACAGUACCAUGAUCGACAGCUUGAUAAACACCAGAGGGCGCCCUAUCAAGAACUGGGACUGCUACAAAGCAGUGACACAAACAUACCGUGAAGAGUGCUACACUAUAUCACAGUCUCACUAUGCAUGGGGACAAGUGCACGUUCUCGGUAACCUUUGCGAGAUGAAGUUUGGCGCACCACAAAUUUCCAAUCGUCUUCAGGUCAUGUGCUCCGAACAAAGAGGACGCUGAGACUGCCAGUUUGCACCGGCAAAGGCCCUUGUUUCCCCCACCGUACAAUUUAGACUGUUAGGAAAAUAAUAAAUUCCUACCUUCAUCUCCCAAUUCACAUUAAUACACUGGACACUAUUGGUAAUUGUCAAAGACCAGUCUUCUCACUUGGUGUAUCUCAACAUCAUAAAAUA
Molecule: messenger RNA, 1513 nt
Organism: Asterias rubens (European starfish)
Lineage: Eukaryota; Metazoa; Echinodermata; Asteroidea; Forcipulatida; Asteriidae
Product: legumain-like
Exons: 12
Coding region: 18-1340 (440 amino acids)
Biological process (GO): vacuolar protein processing
Molecular function (GO): cysteine-type endopeptidase activity
Source: RefSeq, a predicted model, not a curated record